UGGCAACAUUGGACAAGUUGCUGGGUAAAUUGUAGGCCUCUGUUUGAAUGACGCAGUUGCGAAUUGGGUUCCAUUGAUUGAAGAGCUCGGAGUUCAGGACCCGGAGCUCCGUUUGUAGAUAAACCGCCUAAAUUGUCUCGUGCGUAAACCAAUUCAAAGUCAAGACUACAAAUAGUAUUUCCAUAAGCAGCUCAAGAGCAUAAUCUAAUGCCGGACCCAAUUGCUUAUCAGUCGAUGACGAAGGCAUUGCCGGGGGUUAUCAUUGCACUUGACCAAUAUUGGUAGUUUUCGUUUUUGUUGAGCGUUUCGGUGAUUCAAUUGCACUGAAUGUAUAACAUACAUAUACGACAACGAAAACAAGCCGUAAUCAGCAUACUCGAAUAUGUUCCACAGUUUCAAAUAACGUGACAAAGUUUCAUUCUCGCAGCCCAAUCAACGCAUCGCCAGUCAGCGUUUGCCCGUCGCAGCGAUCACAAUUAAUAGACAGAAAUACUCUCCCAGUACUAUAUAACCUAUACUACUACUAAAAAUGUCAUUAAAUUUGCGCUUGAGGCAGCUACUGCUUUUUACUCUAUGCCUUUGUCUUGUUCCACUGGAGAGCAAUGCGGAUUUAUCAUUUCUGCUUGGAAAUAUUACGCUUUUCAAUGUGAACUUCAAGUCUCCCAAGUGGCUUGGUCGCUCCAUAUCUGUGCAGAGCAAUUUGCGUAUUGACACUGAAGUCGAUCCCAAUAUUCAGGAGGAUUCACACUUAAACACAUAUUCUCUAAUUCAUAAAUACGGUUAUCCAGCGGAGAAUCAUACGGUGACAACAGACGAUGGUUAUAUACUCACCCUUCACAGGAUUGCGCGACCUGGAGCAACUCCUGUUCUGCUAGUACACGGUCUAUUGGAUAGCUCAGCCACGUGGGUAAUGAUGGGUCCCAACAAGGGUCUAGGAUACUUGCUCUAUGAGCAGGGCUACGAUGUGUGGAUGGCCAAUGUGCGUGGAAAUACGUAUUCCAGGAAGCACAUCAAGUAUACGCAUAACCAUGCCAAGUUCUGGGAUUUCACGUUUCACGAAAUGGGCGUAUACGAUAUACCGAAAACAAUCGAUUAUAUACUCAACAAAACGGAUUUCCAACAGCUGCAUUAUGUUGGGCACUCACAGGGCACCGUUGUCUUCUGGAUAAUGGGCAGUGAGCGACCCGAGUAUAUGGAUAAGAUCAUAUUCAUGCAGGCUCUGGCCCCGGUUGCCUAUUUAAAGCACUGCAAGAGUCCUGUCGUCAAUUUCCUGGCCGAGUUUCAACUGCCGAUUGUGCUCAAGCUGAUAGGCGUUCAUGAAUUUUUGCCCAAAAAUGAGUUCAUAGUGAUGUUCAAUCAGCUGAUUUGCGACGAGUCGACCACAACAAAAGAGGUCUGCUCGAAUGUGAUUUUCCUGACUACUGGCUUUGAUAAGUUGCAGCUGAAUGAGACAAUGCUGCCCGUUGUGGUGGGGCAUGCCCCAGCUGGGGCUUCCACCAAGCAGAUGCAACACUUUGCCCAGGUGCGCAGAUCGGGAGACUUUCGUCAGUUUGACUAUGGCUGGCUGAGGAAUCACUGGCGUUACAACAGUCUCACCCCCCCGGAGUAUAAGCUGGAGAAUGUUAAGGCCAAGGUCGCCAUGUAUUAUAGCCAAAACGAUUGGCUAGCACAGCCGACAGAUGUGGAAGCGCUGCGCCGCAGACUGCCCAAUGUGGUAUCGCAUUACUUGGUUGACUAUCCGGAGUUCAAUCAUCUGGACUUCAUUUGGGGUGUGGAUGCUCGGGAGCUGCUCUGGGAUCGCAUGAUUGAGAAUAUGCGCUUGCAUGAUACUGAUAAUACUAUUGAUACUUCCAACUGAAUAAUAUAAGUAUUUGUUAUAGGCUUAAGUUCUAUACUUACAGUAUAAGCUCGGUGUAAUCGAUAGGCCAUUUAUGGAUAAAAUAUUUAUUAUUUACUAAAAUCUUAGAAUAUUCUUAAGUCCAUGUGAUAAUAAUUGAUGUAUCCCCCGCAAAGGGCUUUAUAAUUUCGCUAUGAAAUUUGUAAUUUGUAAUAUCCAUACUACAUUUUAAUUUGAAAAUACUUAUCUAAUAAUUAAUAAUUAUAUAAAAGACUUACAGUCUUAAUGGAA
This is a messenger RNA of Drosophila grimshawi, 2128 nucleotides long. RefSeq names its product lipase 3. The coding region runs from base 530 to 1858 and encodes 442 amino acids. NCBI's taxonomy places the organism in Eukaryota, Metazoa, Arthropoda, Insecta, Diptera, Drosophilidae. The record is from RefSeq and is a predicted model, not a curated record. Gene Ontology annotation, molecular function: hydrolase activity, acting on ester bonds. The transcript is spliced from 4 exons.